GGCCUGUCAGAAUUUUCUUGCGAUUUCUUAAUUCAACCCUGAGGCUUUUAGGUCAGCUUCUUAUGGUUUUUCAACCAGGGGCAUUUGGUCAUUAUAACCAUUUCACUUGCUAAUACUCUUAAUUUACUCUGACUGCAUGAGGUUAAGAUCACCAAAAUAUCUAAGAUCAAGUCUUAUAAGCUUAACUUCCCCAAGGCUAUGUGACCAAACCAAAUCUCCUCUCUCAAUUGAACAGAUUAAUUAGUUAUUGAGAACAGUACGUCCCCUUAAUUCUGUCUACUGUGUUCCUUCUUGAUGUUUUUUAAUAUAAUACAACAGCAUAAUGUUUGUGUGUGUCAUUAACAUGCUCAAACAUCAAAUGUGGAAUCAUUCGAUGAAAGGAAGACUUGCUCAACUAAGGUCAAAUCAUAUCUUCAUAAAUCAAGUCUUCUAAAUACAUUUCAAAAAAUGAUGAAGUGAACAGUAAAGCCCGUUUCAAAAGAUUUUCAAUCAAAUCAUGUGAACAGAGAUGUAUAGUGCUUUUGCCCACUCGACCUACAUUUGCUCUUCUUAUAUCCAAUAUUGGCUACUACGCUAAUAAAGGGUUUUCAAACAAACCCCAACAAGUUUGUGGAUUGCAGCCACCACUAGUCCACCAAGUAAGUCCUUGCAAGACUUUUGCAAAGAAUAUGGUGAAAGUUUCCUAAGGCUAACCCACAAUUCCUUUGGUGCAAUGCCUAGCUCAAUAGAAUUUAUGUAUCUCUAAGUGUAUGGUAUACAUAUGAGCAUACAAUCUAAGGAUGUAAAGCAGUAUACCUGCUCACAUUCGAGAAAAUCAAGCUUCAACCUCUGCAGCUUCUGCUUCUUGUCUUCUCCUUUGGAUGGAAUAGCAAACUAGGAAAGCCUAUUUUUUUUUCUCUCCUAAUCCGUAUGGAAGUGUCUAAGUGAAAAAGAAAAUCCUAAUCUAUCAAAAAUCACCUGAAGAAGGUGAACUGGUAUAUUUAUAGGGGUUGAGACCAACAGCUUGUUAAUGGCUAAAGAAAACAGCAACCUAGUAGAUUGGCAGGCUGCCAGGUGACUCCAAGUUGCUGGAUAUUUUAAGCUUCUCCUGUCUCGAAUUUUUCCAGUUGUCUGUGAAGGUGUGUCUCAAGGAACUUGCCUACACCUAAAUUGGGUGCUAAAUGAUCUAAAGAGCUCAGAGUCUUCAAUCCUGAUGUAGUCUACGUUGGGAAACUUGGUAGACUUCUUGAAGCUUGGAAUCCUCCAGUAGUUCUGAGGGUUGACAUUGAUGUACUAAUUAGAGCUAAUUAGUAUACUAAUUAGAGCUAAAUACAAUUCAUGAAAUUGCUAAUCUAUGGUCCUUAAGCAACUUAUUGCCUUCAGCUAAAUCAUAAAAUGUUUUGGCUUUUGGUUGCUUACCUAUGUAUUGGAGCUUUGAAAGGGACAAAAUCACUGAAAAUCACAAGUUCUCUUGAAUAGUGACCAUUGUAUCUGUCAGCUUUGUAAUCCCGAACAAUAACCACCCAUGGUAUUGAAGUCAACAUGUUCCAAGAUAGGCCAAACCUUCAGUAUGGUUAGCUUUAAUGGAUGAUCAGACGGAUGGAAGUACCAAGGUGUGUCUGGUAUCGUAUUGUAAGAUCACGACUGCAUUUAAAAGUGAUCUUUCCAUCUUCAACAAGCCGGUGGUGAUUUAGCAUGGAUAGGCAAGGGACAAAUCUUCUUUAUUUGAAUUCUGUGAGGAUGUAUUGGUCCACUGUGGAUUGGUCUUGUGAUCUCAUGCUGUUUAUUGUUUAAGCAGUAUUCAGGUAAAUUUAAUGUCAAUUUGUUUUUGUUGGAUUGAGCUAUUCAAAUUGACCUUGUAGGAUGGGAUUAUUUGCCAUCAUCUGGCACAAAUUAGUACAGUACCCCCUAAGGGUGUUUUGUUGUCAACUUCCACAGAGAUUUUGCCCUUCUCUCUUCCCCAAUUGGUUGGAAAUUUUAGCUUUUUUUUCUUUGUUUCUUUCUUGACUUGUCAAUCAAAAGUCAGGAGCUGAUAGCGGUUGUUUGACUAUAUUUGUGCUGCUGACUUAUGAAGGAUCAUUUGAACUUAUAUUUUCAGUUUUAUCCUCCAAAAGAUUGGCUGGUGAGAUCAUCUUUGCCUUCAAAGUUCAGUGCAGACAUUAUUCAGUCAGCACUGAAUGAGCUGACCCCAAGUAACGUCAGAAUUUUUUGGGAGUCCACAAAGUUUCAGGGGCAUACUGACAUGACUGAGCCAUGGUAUGGAACUGCAUAUUCUGUCGAAAAAAUAAGUGGUUCCAUGAUUCAGCGAUGGAUGGAAAGAGCUCCUGAUGAAAAGCUGCAUCUACCUAUCCCCAAUGUGUUCAUUCCUACUGAUUUAUCUGUUAAAGAUGUCUUAGAGAAGGAAAAAUUUCCACGUUUGUUGAGGAAAUCACCAUAUUCAAGGUUGUGGUACAAGCCUGAUACAGCAUUCUCCACUCCGAAGGCAUAUGUUACGAUAGAUUUCAACUGUCCCUAUGCUGGAAGCUCCCCAGAAACGGAAGUUCUUUCUGACAUUUUUACUCGUUUGAUGAUGGAUUACUUGAAUGAAUAUGCUUACUAUGCUCAGGUUGCUGGUCUUUAUUAUGCGAUAAACCACACUGACAAUGGCUUUCAGGUGACUCUGGUUGGUUAUAACCACAAACUGAGGAUCUUACUUGAAACAGUUGUUGACAAAAUUGCAAAAUUUGAAGUAAAAACUGACAGGUUCUCUGUGAUCAAGGAAUUGGUUACAAAGGAUUAUCAAAAUUUCAAGUUCCAACAGCCAUAUCAGCAAGCAAUGUACUACUGUGCUUUAAUACUACAGGAUCAAACAUGGCCUUGGAACGAUGGACUUCAAGUUCUUCCUUAUCUUGAAGCUGAUAAUCUGGCUAGAUUUUAUCCUCUGAUGCUUUCAAGGGCUUUCUUAGAUUGCUACAUAGCAGGGAACAUUGAACCAAAUGAAGCAGAGUCGAUGAUCGAGCAUAUUGAAGAUGUUCUCUACAAGGGUCCCCUGCCAAUUUCCCAAGCUCUAUUCACAUCUCAGUAUUUGACAAAUAGAGUUAUUAAGCUUGAAAGGGGCAUAAAUUACUCCUACACUGCAGAAGGCCUGAAUCCGAGUGAUGAAAAUUCUUCCCUCGUUCAUUAUAUUCAGGUACAUCAGGAUGAUUUCAUGCUGAAUGUUAAACUCCAGCUGUUUGCACUGAUUGCAAAGCAACCGGCUUUCCACCAGCUUAGAUCAGUUGAGCAACUUGGUUAUAUUACUGUGCUUAUGCAGAGGAAUGAUUUCGGUAUCCGUGGAGUGCAGUUUAUCAUUCAAUCUGCAGUAAAGGGUCCUAGACAUAUUGAUUUGAGGGUUGAGGCAUUUCUCAAGAUGUUUGAGAGUAAACUUUAUGAGAUGUCCAGUGAUGAAUUCAAGAGCAAUGUUACUGCACUGAUUGACAUGAAGCUUGAGAAGCACAAGAAUUUAAGGGAAGAAUCAUCAUUUUACUGGCAUGAAAUUUUUGAUGGGACCCUGAAAUUUGACAGGAGAGAGUGUGAGGUUGCAGCACUAAAGAAGCUGACUCGAGAGGAAUUGAUAGAUUUCUUUAACGAAUAUAUAAAAGUUGGUGCUCCUCGAAAGAAGUCAUUGAGUGUACAUGUGUAUGCGAGCUCGCAUUCUUCAGAGUACAGAGCAGAAAAAACUGAACCUGUUGGACCAAACUCUGUUCAAAUCGAGGAUAUUUUCAGUUUCAGGAGAUCACGGCCUCUUUAUGGUUCAUUUAAAGGAGGUUUUGGUCAUAUGAAGUUGUAA
This is a messenger RNA of Ilex paraguariensis (yerba mate), 3787 nucleotides long. Lineage: Eukaryota; Viridiplantae; Streptophyta; Magnoliopsida; Aquifoliales; Aquifoliaceae. The record is from the annotation of a GenBank genome assembly.